Messenger RNA from Vigna radiata var. radiata (mung bean), 3782 nucleotides. RefSeq lists its product as uncharacterized. Gene Ontology annotation, molecular function: zinc ion binding. The transcript is spliced from 4 exons. Lineage: Eukaryota; Viridiplantae; Streptophyta; Magnoliopsida; Fabales; Fabaceae. The record is from RefSeq and is a predicted model, not a curated record. The coding region runs from base 614 to 3610 and encodes 998 amino acids.
AUUCCACUUUUGGUCCCAUGUUUGGGGGGUUGUGUUCAAUGUGGUCCUACCUUAUUUUUUCCUUAUUAAUAGAUCCCACCUUUUGAAAAAGUCGUUCAAUUAAGUCCUUUUGCCUUACGGCGUUAGUUUUAUAACGGUGUUGGUGCCCCCCUGGAUAAACCUCAGCAACGUGUCAGUUUGAGAGUUGUGUACGUGUCAGUUUGAGAGUUGCGUACGUGUAAAUUUGAAAAAUGAAAAAAAUUAAAGGGGUUAAAAAAGUUAAAUUCACGAAGAGGGGUAAUUAAAAAGAGGGUUUUCGUUAGGGUUCCAUUCGCGAUUUCAGAUUAUCCCUUUGUGGUGAAGAUCGAAGUUCAAAUUGGAGUUGUUGUCCUUGCAUUGCGAAUUGGAAAGCGUCACUGAGGUAAGUCUUUAUGUUAUGUUCAGUCAAUUUUGUGAAUUCCAUGAAAUAUUUGUUUUGGAAUGUUGUCGCGUUGUGGGGGGUUUACGUAUGGGGUGAAAUUGGGUUUUGUUAUAUGGGACCAGUUGUCGCGUUAUUGGGGUUUAUAGUGGUCCCAUAGGUUGUUCUUUAAUUUAUUUUGUGGUCCCCUUUUGCAUUUGCAGGGUUAGGGUUGGGAUGUCUGUUGAGAGGUUUCAGGUAGUGGUCCACCACGGUGGGACCUUGAUAAAAGACGUGCCAUUUAAGUAUAUAGGUGGGGAGAUAACAUAUUGGGAGGUUGACCCCGACAAAUGGUGUUAUUUUGGAAUAGUGGGUUCACUUAAGGAAAUGGGUUACAUGCAAGUAUCAGAGUUAUAUUACAAUGUUCAGCAUGUAUUACAUAAGUUGUAUGAUGAUAAAGAAGCUAUGACCAUGCUGAAGGUGGCUCAUUAUUUAGGAAAAGUUAAUCUUUUUGUUGUUCAUGGGGUGGACAAUCCAGAGGUAGUAGAAAACGAUGUGAAUGAUGUGUUGUACUUAUGUGAAGGUCCAGUAGACAGUGAAGCUGAGGUUGGAUUGGAUGUUGAUAAUGAGAGUGGAGCAGAGAUUGAGAAUGAGUGUGAAGGUCGAGAUGAUGUUGAGAAAGAAGAAGUGGCCGUUGACAGUGAUGUUCAUAUGGAAGGAGCAGUGGAGGUUGAAAAUCAGGGUGGACCUGAGGUUCAUAUUGAGGGUGUUGGUGUUGAGGCUCCAUUUCAGGUUGAGAAUGAGUGUGAAGGUGGAGAUGAGGUUGAGAAAGAAGAAUUGGUAGUUGAGAAUGAUUGUGUUGAGGGUCGAGUUGAGGUUGUAAAUGAAGAAGUGGUACAUGUCAGUGAUGUUGGAGUUGAUGUUCAAAGUCAAGAAGAAGUUCACAGUGCAGAAGAAGAAGUUGAGAUUGAAAAAGUAGGAGGUCAUACUGAUGAAGAAGAAGAAGAAGUUCAGAUUGAAGAAGAAGCAGUUGAGACUGAUGAAGUUGAAGUGGAAGAGGACAGUGAGGAUGAACCAGGAAUAGAGGAUUUGAGUGGUGAUGAGUACGUGGUUGAACAUAGUGAUGAUGAAGCACAACCAAUUGGAAGGGGAUUGUCAGAUGGUGAAUGGGAGUCUGAUGUGCUUUUAACGCCACAAAAUAGUGGAAGUGAUGAGGAUGACAUCCAGGAUAGAGUCCCAAGUGGCCCCUUUUCAAAGUAUGUAAAACAGAAAUCAAUGACAGAUUAUAGGUGGCAAGUGGGCACAAUAUUUACAGAUAAGGAAGACUUUAAGGAUGCCAUACGAAGCUAUUCUGUGCAUGCUGGGAGGUGUCUUAAAUUUGUGAAAAAUGAUAAACGUAGGGUGAGGGUAAGAUGUUUGGGUGGCCAAGGAAAGUGCCCAUGGGUGGCUUAUUGUGGGUAUUUGCCAUCACGUAAAAUUUGGCAAUUGAGGAAGAUUAUUGACACCCAUACGUGUAGUAGGCAACUUAACAUUAAAAUGAUGAAUGCUAAGUGGUUGAGUCAAGAGAUUGAUAAGUCUUUAAUGGAUAAUCCUAGUCUGAAAGUGAAAGACAUACGUAGUAAAGCUUUAAGGAAAUGGAAUACCAAUGUUUCAAUUUCCAAGGCAAGGAGGGCAAAGUUGAUUGCAACCCGACAAAUGGAAAUAGAUCACAAAGAACAAUUUAGAAGGAUCUAUGACUAUGGACAUGAGCUCAUUAGGUGUAACCCAGGGUCAACAGUGAAGAUUAAAGUUGACGGUGACAAUGGUCAACCAAUCUUCCAAAGAAUAUAUGUGUGUCUUAAAGCUUGUAAAGACAGUUUUAGGAGCUGUAGGCCAAUUGUAUGUUUAGAUGGGUGUUUUAUGAAAGGUCAGUAUAAGGGGGAGGUGCUUACUGCUAUUGCUAGAGACCCAAACGAGCAAAUGCUACCACUAGCCUAUGCAGUUGUAGAAGUGGAAAACAAAGAGACUUGGACAUGGUUUUUGCAGAUACUAAUUGAAGACCUAGGGGGAGAUGAGGUCUGUGGGAGAUGCACGUGGAUGUCUGACCAACAAAAGGGGUUAGUACAGGCUGUGCAGGACCUUCUGCCUAGGGCAGAACAAAGAUUCUGCCUGAGACACUUGUAUUCAAACUUCAGAAAAAGAUUUAGUGGUCAAAUAUUAAAGAAUUUGUUGUGGAGGGCAGCCACAAGCACAUAUCCCCAGGCUUGGGAAAGAGAAAUGCUCAAAAUUAAAGAGGUGAAUGUCGAAGCCUACAAAUACAUAAUAGCCACAUAUCCCCCAAGGUUUUGGUCCAGAUCACGCUUCACCGGUCAAGCAAUGUGUGAUAGCCUAGAUAACAACAUCACUGAGGCUUUCAACAGUGUUCUUCUGCAUGCUAGAGAACAACCAAUUAUCAACAUGCUGGAGGAAAUAAGAGUUUAUCUGAUGAAUCGAUGGGCAACCAACAGAAAGAAGGUGGAAAGUAUGAAUUUCACAAUAUGCCCAAAGAUAAAAACCAGACUUCUAAACGAAUCAAAGUUAUCAAAAUUCUGGAUUCCAAGCUGGUCUGCUAGAAAGAUAUUUGAGGUUACCCACUGUUCAGCGAUUGAGAACAAGUUCAAGGUGGAUCUUGACACUCAUGACUGUAGCUGCAGAAAGUGGCUAAUCACUGGCAUCCCAUGCUGCCAUGCAAUUGCAGCAAUGAAUUACGCAAGUUUAGACCCAGAAGAGUUCAUGCCUAUAUGCUUUAAAAGAUCGACAUAUGCAGAAGUCUAUGCCUCCAUAAUUUACCCUCUCAAUGGGCCUUUGCUAUGGGAAAAAACGCCCUAUCAUGAUGUUCUACCACCAGUUCACAGGAAGUUACAUGGGAGGCCCAAGAAAAAAAGAAGGUUGGAGGCAUGGGAGCUCACUAAAGAUCACACUCAAAUGCGUGUUGGUGGGCACAUCAAGAAAUGUAGCAUGUGUCGUCAGAGGGGCCACAACAAAAACAAUUGUCCUUUACGUCCUGGACCCUCACAAACAGCAGAAAGUCAACCCUCAGAACCAACAGAAACAACUGAAAAUGCACCAUCACAGCCAACACAAACACCAGAAAAUCAACCAUCAGAGGCACCACCAACUACCCAAUCCCCUGGACCGUCACAGCCACCACCAAGUCCUCCACCAUCCCAGCAACCAACGUUGAGGAAAAAAUUAGAUUGCAUAAGAAAAAAUUAGAUUACUAAGUUUAGUACUUCUCUGUUAUGGACAUGUUUUGUAGAUCACUUUAAUGAUCAUGUUUGGUACUUCUCUGUUAUGGACAUCUUUUGUAGAUCACUUUGAUGAUCAUUUUUUGUACUUGACUUUUAUGGUCAUCUUUGCUACUUGACUUUUAUGGUCAUGUUUUGAG